Menidia menidia (Atlantic silverside) is the source of this 216-nucleotide messenger RNA. The record is from the annotation of a GenBank genome assembly. NCBI's taxonomy places the organism in Eukaryota, Metazoa, Chordata, Actinopteri, Atheriniformes, Atherinopsidae.
AUGUCCAACAACAACUCCAGCAACAACUUAAUUCUCGCCCAGAGGGCCGUGAAGCAGCUCCGGUACGAGGCCAGCCACAGGAGGAUCAAGGUGUCCCAGGCGGCCGCCGACCUGAAAAACUUCUGCAUGCAGAACGCCUCCAAGGACCCCCUCCUGAUGGGGGUCCCCUCCAGCGAUAACCCCUUCAGACCCCCCAAGUCCUGCUCUCUGUUCUGA